Papaver somniferum (opium poppy) is the source of this 968-nucleotide messenger RNA. RefSeq lists its product as uncharacterized. The record is from RefSeq and is a predicted model, not a curated record. Lineage: Eukaryota; Viridiplantae; Streptophyta; Magnoliopsida; Ranunculales; Papaveraceae. The transcript is spliced from 6 exons. Bases 225 to 656 code for a protein of 143 amino acids.
CUGUUGCAUUUGUAGAAUUAGAAACUUUUCGUGCAUAUCCCCGACGCCACGGCGGGAGUGAGAAGAAAUUUUUCCAAAAUAACCUGAAAUUUUGUACAAGGAGGAGAGGAGGAAGAAGAAGAGGGAAUUGGAAGAAAAAAAGAGGGUAAAUUCUUCUUCUUUUUUCUUUACUACCCCUCUCUCUCUCUUCACCACCAACUUUACAUACAUUUAAUAAAAAAGAUAUGCUCGAAAACCCUAACGAUUCUACUAUCCCUGUUUCUGCUUCUGUGAAGCGAUAUGCUCCUCCUAAUCAAAGGAAUCAUGGACUCAGUAGGCGAAAAUCUGGAGGAAUUGAUGGGGAUAAGAAUCAAGCUGCUUCAAAGAACAUUACGAUCACUGAUCAGGGGGACGCAGGUAGUAGCAAGUUUUACCCACAAGGAGUACUCAUACCUUUAGAUGGCUGUUCUAACAGUGAGGCCGCCCAACUUUUAAAUACUCGAUGGGAAGCUGCUAUGCACGCCUUCAAUGAUCCGCCACUUGAUUUAACUGAAAGACCGGUGAUGUAUUCAGGAACUGGUGCAUCGACUUGGGGACAGGGACAGGCGAGACCUCCUCAGCAGAUGGACUUCUUGGCAGAGCUUAGACGAGCAAUACGUGCAAACGCGAGCGCUUAGGCAGGUGCUCAAGAACUCGGUCGGGACACUCCAAACUAUUUGAAGGAGUUUUUAACUUUAAAUUUGUCUACCAUGAUGACCAUUUGGGAUAGUUUUGAAACUAAUGUUGUGUAUCAAGAUCAGUUCAGAUUUUGUAUUUUAUGUAAUCUAAUAUUCUACAUAUAGGAGUAUGUUCAUCUUAUGCAUGAGUUCUUUUACAAGAUAUCGGGGUGUAAUAUUUUGGAUGAUUGAUUGCAGGUCUGGUAUGUCUUGCGAACGACAUCCUAUCGAUUAGAUCGACAUAUAAAAAUGUAGAUCAUUUCUUAAGUCGUA